UAGUUGUCCAUUGAAGUGCGUUUCAGAGACUGAAUCAUGAAGAGCACAAGAUCUCACUGGGAGUGGUGCGGACAUUGUGCAAUAUGCGAAUAGGGCACGUUAUUUGCGUUUUUGUUGCCUGUGUGAAGUUAUAAUGCAGCUGCUCACAGACCCUGCUGCUGACCUCCAUGAAGUGUUCAAGCUCAGAUAAAGUCGGACAGACAGUGAAAACGGAUACUGGACACAUACAGGACAAACCCGCAGAAUAAGAGUGUGAUUAUACUGGAGGAGAGAUGGGGAACGCUGGGAGUAUGAACCAACACACUGACCCCCGAGGACACCACAUGCCCCUCAAACUGCCCAUGCCCGAGCCGGCGGAGCUGGAGGAGAGAUUUGCGCUCGUUCUGAACUCAAUGAACUUGCCUCCAGACAAAGCAAGAUUACUACGGCAGUACGACAACGAGAAGAAAUGGGAACUCAUUUGUGACCAGGAACGAUUCCAGGUGAAGAAUCCUCCUCACACAUACAUCCACAAGUUACAGAGUUAUCUCGACCCGGCCGUGACCAGAAAGAAGUUCAGGAGGAGAGUGCAGGAGUCGACGCAGGUCCUGCGGGAGCUGGAAAUCUCAUUACGGACCAAUCACAUUGGGUGGGUGCGGGAGUUUCUGAAUGAGGAGAAUAAGGGUUUGGAUGUGUUGGUGGAGUAUCUUUCGUUUGCACAGUAUGCUGUCACGUAUGAUGGUGACAGUUUUGAGAACAGCACAGAUAACUCGGUGGAUAAAUCUAAAGCCUGGAGUCGAUCGAUUGAAGAUCUCCAUGGAGGAAACAGCCUCUCAUCAGCUGUCACAGGCAACAAUUUCUCCAGAACCAGCAGACAUUCAACGUUAAGGUCUAAUACGUUAUCCAGCCGGAAGACAUUGAAGAAUUCCAGAUUAGUUUGUAAGAAAGACGAUGUUCACGUGUGCAUCAUGUGCCUACGAGCCAUCAUGAACUACCAGUAUGGCUUCAACAUGGUCAUGUCUCACCCUCAUGCUGUGAAUGAAAUUGCACUAAGUCUGAACAAUAAGAAUCCCAGGACUAAAGCUCUGGUGCUGGAGCUGCUGGCUGCCGUGUGUCUGGUUCGAGGAGGUCAUGAGAUCAUUCUCUCUGCCUUUGAUCACUUUAAAGAGGUGUGUUCAGAAGAUCAACGGUUUGAGAAACUCAUGGAGCAUUUCAAGAAUGAAGAUAAUAACAUUGACUUCAUGGUUGCCUGUAUGCAGUUCAUUAACAUUGUGGUUCAUUCUGUGGAAGACAUGAAUUUUAGAGUGCACUUACAGUACGACUUCACAAAGCUGGGCUUGGACGAAUAUCUGGACAAACUGAAGCACACCGAGAGCGAUAAACUGCAUGUGCAGAUUCAAGCGUACCUGGAUAACGUGUUUGAUGUUGGGGCUCUGUUGGAGGAUGCAGAGACCAAGAACGCAGCGCUGGAGAGAGUGGAGGAACUAGAGGAGAACAUGUCUCAUCUGACAGAGAAGUUACAGGACACAGAGAAUGAGGCGAUGGCGAAAAUCGUUGAGCUGGAGAAACAACUCAUGCAAAGAAAUAAAGAGCUGGAGUCUAUUCGGGAGGUGUAUAAAGACGCCAACUCUCAGGUGCACACCCUACGGCGUAUGGUGAAGGAAAAGGAUGAGGCCAUUCAGAGGCAGUGCAACCUGGAGAAGAAGAUCCACGAGCUGGAGAAACAGGGAACCAUCAAGAUCCAGAAGAAGGGGGAUGGGGACAUAGCCAUCCUGACGUCUCCUCCACAGGGGAACGGGCAUCUACCAGGGUCAGAGGGUGUAGUUGGGCUGUCCGGUGAGGGAGUGGUCAGUCAAAGAGGUGUGGCUAAUGGGGCGGCACAUGGUAUGCCCAUGUCUGAACCUCCGCCACCCCCCCCACCUCCUCCUAUGCCGGCGUCAUUACCAAACGGUCCAUCUGCUGCGGCACCAGCUCCCCCACCUCCUCCUCCUCCUCCUCCUCUUCCUGUGGAUAUAUCUGCCCCUAUGCCUCCUCCACCACCCCCCAUGGCGCCUCCACUUCCAGGCUGUGGAUCGCCCACCGUCAUCAUGAACUCAGGACUGGCAGAGGGACCCAUCAAACUGUACUCUGUGAAGAUUAAGAAACCCAUCAAGACUAAGUUCCGUAUGCCGGUGUUUAACUGGGUGGCGCUGAAACCCAAUCAGAUCAACGGCACCGUGUUCAACGAGAUUGAUGACGAAAAAAUACUUGAGGAUCUGAAUUCCACUUUGGAUGAGUUUGAGGAGAUGUUUAAGACGAAAGCACAGGGUCCAGCCAUAGACAUCACCUCCAGCAAACAGAAGACCUCUCAGAAAGGACCAAAUAAAAUCUUGCUGCUGGACUCCAACAGGGCUAAAAACCUGGCCAUCACCCUCAGAAAAGUGGGCAAGACAUCAGAGGAGAUCUGCAGAGCCAUUCAAAUGUUUGAUCUGCGGACGUUGCCGGUGGAUUUCGUGGAGUGUUUGAUGAGGUUCAUUCCAACGGAAGCGGAGCUGAAAGUUCUGCGGCAGUACGAGAAGGAACGCAAGCCUCUAGAGAAUCUGACAGAUGAGGAUCGCUUCAUGAUCCACUUCAGCAAGAUAGAGCGUCUCAUGCAGAAGAUGACCAUCAUGGCAUUCCUGGGGAAUUUCACAGAGAGCGUUCAGAUGCUCACACCGCAACUUCACGCUGUUAUUGCAGCAUCUGUCUCUAUCAAGUCCUCACAAAAACUCAAGAAGAUUCUGGAAAUCAUCUUGGCUCUGGGGAACUACAUGAACAGCAGUAAAAGAGGAGCGGUAUACGGCUUCAAACUGCAGAGCUUAGACCUGUUAUUAGAUACUAAAUCAACAGACCGCAAGGUCACUCUUCUGCACUAUAUUGCAAAUGUAGUGAAGGAAAAAUACCAGCAGGUGUCACUCUUCUACAAUGAGCUGAACUAUGUGGAGAAAGCUGCAGCAGUCUCUCUAGACAAUGUCUUAUUAGAUGUGAAGGAGCUACAGAGAGGGAUGGAUUUGACCAGGAGAGAGUACAGCAUGCACGGACACAACACAAUGCUCAAAGACUUCAUACAGCUAAAUGAGAAUAAACUCAAAAAACUUCAGGAUGAUGCCAAGAUCGCUCAGGAUGCCUUUGAUGAAGUGGUGAAAUUCUUUGGAGAAAAUUCCAAAACAACACCACCGUCUGUGUUUUUCCCAGUGUUUGUGCGCUUUGUGAAAGCAUACCGGCAAGCAGAGGAGGAUAAUGAACAGAGGAAAAGACAUGAGCAGAUGAUGAUGGAGAAGCUGAUUGAGCAAGAAGCUAUGAUGGAGCAAGAGGAUCAGAAGUCUCCCUCUCAUAAGAAUAAACGGCAGCAGCAGGAUUUGAUUGCGGAGCUGAGGAAGAAGCAGGUGAAGGACAGCAGACAUGUGUAUGAGGGUAAAGAUGGAGCCAUUGAGGACAUAAUCACAGUGCUGAAGACUGCCCCCUUUACUGCGCGCACAGCCAAACGCAGCUCGCGUUACUUCAACGAGGAGCUCCACUUCUAAAGCUUAGACUCUCUCUCUCUUAAAGAUUUGAGAAACCAGCCUUACAGGCGCGCUGACGCUGUCAGGAGGAGCGUUCGAAGACGAUUUGAUGAUCAGAAUUUGCGGCCAAUCAACAGUGCAGAGAUGGUCAUGUGACGAAGGCAGAGGGGAUGUGAUUGGAUGGGCUGGAGGAGUGGAGGAGGAGCUAACUGCUCCCAAACAAAAUAAUGAAGGACUAAUGAAGAUGACAGCAGGUCUGAAAGUCAAGUGCCUAUAUUUAACAUCUGUCCCAUCAGGUGUUGAAUCAUACAUGUGUUUUAGUCAGUCUUCUGUGAUUUUUUAUUUUUAUUUUUAUAUGACAAACAGUGUCUUGAUCUGUCUUUUAUUUUAUGGCGCUUAAAUUGUAGAUGGCGAGAUCAGUGUUUUUCUCAAGAAAGUGUCAGAAUGUAAAACUGAUCCAACACUUGUAUCAUGAACCUAUACAAAGGCCUCUUACAUUCCAGUGCUUUUGCCACAGAUCAAAAUCGACCAAUCGUGUGUACUCUAAAUGACUAAUCUAUUAGUCUGUCUUAAAGAAGGCCUGUAUAAGGGUCCAUCAGACCCUGUUUUUAUUGGGCUGUUCACAUGGUGCACAUUCUUGUGUUUAAAAAAACAACAGAAAGAGCCCAAUAAAUUGGAAUGCAGCUUGAGAAGCAUUUUACAAAGUUUAACUAUGUUAAAUGUUGUAAAAAUGCAAUGUUGAUGGCUUGAGAUGCUGCAGGGUGAGACAUUCAACGGUAAAAAUAACAAGAACAUUUCUCACAGAAGGUGAUUUGAAGUCCAAUAGUUAAGUAUUUAAAUGUGUUGUUGGUGCUUUAAAGGAUGAAUUUGGAGACGUAGCUUCUCAAAGAGGGUUUUACCAUGCCGACAGUACUGGUAGACUGUUAGCGCACUAAAAUCCUCUCAGAGAGGUUGCAUCUAUUAAUAGUCUUGCAGGGAUGACAUAUUUUUGUAGGCCAAAACCAAGAACUGAGUUAGCAUUUUAGCGCUUCUGGCUCGAUCAUCCUUAUGGAACCGGAAGAUCUUUUUACGUUUUAUUCUACAUAAAAGAAUAAAUAAGAUAUUUGCUAUGGCUAAAUGGGACUAAAGAGGUUGUCACCUGUGAACCAGUAAACUCAUCUAUUAGCUAGUCUGUUUUUACGGCCUCAUUGUGUUUAUACUCAUGCUCUUGCAAACUAUUCUAACUCAAAAGUUCAGCAAAAAUGUUUUUAAAUAAAGACUGAAAGAGUUGGUCGUGUCAUUGAAGUCAUGCAACCGUAGUUUCGUUUAUUUAUGUUUAGUUUAUACUUCUGGCGAUCAUAGUUAGGCAUCAAAGUUGUGUUCAUUGAGAAGAUUCUCAUGAUGAAAAAAUGUGUGAGAAUCAUAAACUUUAGUUGAUCACAGAGCUUAUUUUCUGCAAUAAUCCUAAAGUCAAUCGAAAAUUUCUAUUGUCUUUUUGUCGAGGGAAUCAGGGUGAUGCAAACUUAUGGGGUUGGCCAACAAAAAUACAUCACUGCAGCACUCUUUCAUCUACUUUAAAGCACCACCACUAAAUAUAUGAUGGGCCUGUCCCAAUACCCACACUUGUGGUCUUGGCCACAAUGGGAAGUAAGAGCACAAGACUGUCCCAGGUUUGAAAAAUGCCAAAGCUCAGUGUCCUUAACACACACUAAACCCAUCUCUAAAACAUCAGUUUUUACCAUGGUUUUCAUCGUGUUCAGGAACUCAUCAAACUUAAGAGUUGUCAAGAAAGAAACUUUCCAUUGUAAGUUAAAUUAAUUAGAUCUUACAUAUAAUUUGGUAGUAAAGCGUAUAGUGUCUUUUAAUGCACCUCAAUUAAAAGUUUAAUCUGUUACACUAGCAGACCAGACAUUUAGUAGUUUAUUUAAAAGUGCAAAGCAUUGAAAAUACAGCUCUGUUAAAACUUGUCAAAAGUUCUACACAAACUUGCAGUCUUCAUGCUCACUUGAGUAUUUGGGCCAAAUGCAGGAAAUACAUCAUGCAAGCAAACAAGUGGUCAAGUUUAAAGACCACACAUAUGGGUAUUGGAACAUGCCCUUUAAAAAUCUAUAUAAACGAAUCGACUAGUCAGUCAGCUGUUUGCACUAAUCGACCAUCCUGAUCCAAGCCUAAUAAGAAGUGUUGAUCCCAGUCAUGGUGGGGUUACUGCGGGAGGCCGUGAGCUGAGGUCGCACUCUUGGUGCGCAGAUGGAGAGAGAGUUCAGUUAAGUAGGAGAAGGUGCAAAGAAAGACUUUUUUAGAAAGGACUGAUGUGACAAAGGCAAAUGUGAAAUAUAAGCCAAAGGCUGCAGAACUCACAUUUCUGAAAGAUUGUUGACGAGUCUGAAUUAAAAAGCUGCUCAAGCAAUACUGCUUUUAGGCUUUGGUCCUCAAACUGUGGGUUGAUUAUAAUUACAUAAACCAAAGUGCAGAAGUGAAAUUCAAGAACUUCAGCAGCCUUUAAGAAAGUUCUGGAAUCAGACUUCAGCAUUUUCAGCAAGUUCAUUUCAUUGAAUAAUUAAUGUUCCAUGUUCAAUUCAGGUGAAGCUCUGCAAAAAGAAACUAAUUCCAACUUGUCCCUCGGUUUGUAAAAACAAGCAAAAAUCUUGUUUACAAUAAUGCAUUUAAAAGAUCAAUUUAUGGGCCCAGACAGGAAUAAAUGUAAAAAUAAAGUUUUGAAAGUAAAACCUCAAGAUUAACAUUACAUGUUACCUGUAGCAAACUAUACAUGUGAUAUAAUCAGUUACUAUCCAAUAUUCUCUUAUAACUAGCAAUACAACACAUAUGUCAAGACUGUAACUGGUGCAAAACCAACCCUGCUCCAACACAUACCUGUACUUUUCAAUCUUGAUUAGCUGUAUCAGAUGCGUUUAAUAAGGGUUAAUUCUAAACUGCAUGGCUGUUCAGCAGAGUUUUGCACCCCUGAUUUAGACUAAAAAAAUAUGAGCUUUACAGUACGUCUGCUUUUUAAACCCUAGCACACUUGCCCCAUACGUCAAUUGGAAGUGCAUUACUGUAAAUGGAAUCUUGUUUUAUACACAGAGGGUUGAAUAUAUUGUCUGUGGUAAUCGACAGCUUACAUAUAUUGUCUAUCCACGUUUUGAACACAGAAUAUUCCUUAAUAUAUUUUAUGCACCUGCCACUACUUACUGCAUUAACUGUGCGCGUGACGUACGGCCGCUGACCACUACAGCAAACCUCCUUCCCUGUGGCACUUGUUCUUCAAUACAGAAGAUCAGGUUCAUUCAGUUGCUGUAACUGGACUUGUUCUUGGUCAGAUCAUGGGAAAUAAUGCUGCGUUCACGCCAUGUCGUAAUUACCGCAGUCUCGAGAAGACACCAUGUGACUUUCUAUUCAGCGCUGUUCACGUCCUCGGACUGAGAAAUAUGCGUUUGUAUGGCAACACUAUCAAGGCCUAAAUAAAUCUGCAGCGGUCACGUGGUACAGGUAGGAGCUCUCCGAAAAUUACCAUCUUACAAGUUGUAAUUGCAAGCUCUACGAGAACGUGAACGCUUUUAAUAAGUAAUUACGGUAAUUACAACAUGGCGUGAACGCACCUUAAGGCCUGUUAUAACAACUGAAUUCUGUGCGGUUCUAUAAUGACCUGCACAAAUGAAAAUUCAAGUUUCUUGUGAUGUGUAAUUCUAUUUAAAAGCAAAAAUAUAAAUAAAAAAAAAAAACAUUUGUUAAAUGUACAGAUAUUUUGCUACAAAAUUUGUUGAGUCUUUUUAACUUUUUAAUCUUCUAAUAUUGUACAUAUUGUUUAAAAAACAAACAAAAAAAAUCAUUCUGUACUACAACAUUUGAAUAUUUUAACUUAUAGUUUUCUCUUUUUUCCUGCAUUUUGUAUAUUUAAUAAAACUGAAAACCUGAAUCCCUAGACAUGUGGCAGCAGCACACCCUUAUGCUAAGAAACUAGAAUAUCACUUCUACACUAAAACAUCAGAAAUCAGAUGCAGUAGUAGUAUUAUAGCCACUAUAGAUUUCUGUCUCAUCUCUCUGCAUUCCAUUCAUAAAAACUGGAUUAAACUGGCAAAUGUUUGUUUUUUAUCUUUUUCCAAAAUCACUGUAUCUUAGGCAUUGUAUGCUUACUGCGAAAAAGAUCUGUUCUCAGAUUUAAAAUUAGAUGAUUUCUCAGUGUCCAAUUAAACUAUUUACACAA
This is a messenger RNA of Ctenopharyngodon idella (grass carp), 7680 nucleotides long. It is a transcript of the gene fmnl2a, whose product is annotated as formin-like 2a. Lineage: Eukaryota; Metazoa; Chordata; Actinopteri; Cypriniformes; Xenocyprididae. Gene Ontology annotation, biological process: regulation of cell shape; cell migration; cortical actin cytoskeleton organization. Gene Ontology annotation, molecular function: small GTPase binding; actin filament binding. Gene Ontology annotation, cellular component: cytosol. The coding region runs from base 273 to 3521 and encodes 1082 amino acids. The transcript has 28 exons. The record is from RefSeq and is a predicted model, not a curated record.